Molecule: messenger RNA, 1404 nt
Organism: Dicrocoelium dendriticum
Lineage: Eukaryota; Metazoa; Platyhelminthes; Trematoda; Plagiorchiida; Dicrocoeliidae
Source: the annotation of a GenBank genome assembly
AUGAAAACCUUCGUAAACCUAAGACUGCUAGUUUGGCUUUACAUCACCACAGUCAGUUGUGUCAAAGACGCCUGGCCCUGGAGCUCAUCAGUGAAAGAAUUUCGAUCAGCACAAGACGUUCGCUGGCAGACGUUGGUUCGUGCGCAGUUGGUGUUAAAGGAAACAUCCCAAGAUGAAAAUCCAUUUUUCUUCUUUGGUAACCAAGCGAAGCAGAAGAAUUACGAGCAAAAGCUUGUUCAAAUGGUAGAACAAAAUCCCCAUAUCAAACAUCUUCAAACCACAAUACUUAGUGUUCGACUUCAUCAAUAUCUCCCAGGACCAGACAACGCACUGGCAAUCUUCGAUGCAUUUAUUGACACAAAUAGGUUCGAAGCCAACUUCGUGGAUCCACUAACAAAGCGAGACUUGGAUAAUGUGGCGGAAUUUAUAAAUGUCGGUUUCAAUCAUUUUCCCGGUUACGAAGCGUCAAUCAGUUUAACAGAUUUAUUUCACUUCGAUUCGUUCGGCGAGGAAAUAAUUGGCGUCUCAGGAUUCGUUUACAAGAAUGACAACUUGCAACCUUACGAUCCGGCAGCUGAAAAUGAAGCUUCUGGAGCUCACUUCACUUCCAUUGAGAGCAUAAAGUAUUCGUUUACAAGCAUAAAAGGGAUUUUAUGGGAUGCGAUCAAAACGUUUUCAACCACUAUCUGCACUUACAAAUGGGGACUUUGGUUUGCUUUGGGACAGCCGUACACGUACUGCGAGAUGAUUUUGGAAUAUAACAAAAGCGCUCUUCUAAAUUAUCGCCCUGAACUGCUCUCUUACGACACAAAACCUUUUGAAAAAUUUUUCAAUAGCUGGUUUGAAGGACGCGUUUCGGGUUUUCGAACGGUCACAGUAAGAAAAAUGAGAAAAUCCACCCAAGCGAAUAACUUUGCUCUUCGCUUCGGUGGCUUCGUCUAUCACGAGGACAAACUUGUUCUUUACCGCACGCUUCCUCAGGGAGAGCUUGGCGUCGAGGCUCCUGAACAUAAGUGGUCUGUCACUCGUUCCCUUCUCAAUGCGUUAUUGCAAAGCAGAUUUGGUGGAGAGUUAUUCACCAUAAACACUGUCAGCUUACACAGUGUUGACCAGUUCCUUUACAGCGUAGUCAGGAUAACGGUGAAUGAGGUUGCUGCGUACAAGUUGUACCCCAACGAUGCGUAUUUGGAUGUGCGCCAGGCUGUUUUAGUUGAUGUCAACAACGAACUGCAAAGGGUACAUGGUCAAGGACUGCGACACGUUGCGCACGAAUGUGAGUUACGCGUACCUCCAUUCAUAGAAAUGCCGGUUGCAGUGGAAAUGACUAGAUGUUUGUGUAUGUUUCAUCUCCCGCUUACUUCGCUUCAUUUCAGAGGACCCGGCUGCCUGGAAAUUGCAAAGUAA